Molecule: messenger RNA, 1724 nt
Organism: Diabrotica balteata
Lineage: Eukaryota; Metazoa; Arthropoda; Insecta; Coleoptera; Chrysomelidae
Source: the annotation of a GenBank genome assembly
AGAUAGAUAGCAACCGAGUCAGUGAUGAGCAACGUCAAAAGAGGCGAAAAUGGAGAAGUGAAACUUCAAUAGAUCAUUAGUUAAACCCUUCGAGGCUGAGAACUGUUAAAUAGAUUUUAGUAUCUGGGCCAUGUUAACUUAAGAUUAACACAAAAUGAUUGGUGGGUUGUUUGUGUACAACCAUAAGGGUGAAGUACUCAUUUCAAGAGUAUAUAGAGAUGAUAUUGGAAGAAAUGCAGUUGAUGCAUUCAGAGUCAACGUUAUACAUGCUCGCCAACAAGUAAGAUCUCCAGUGACCAAUAUAGCUAGAACAUCUUUUUUCCACAUUAAGAGAGCUAAUAUAUGGAUUGCUGCUGUGACCAAACAAAAUGUGAAUGCUGCUAUGGUAUUUGAGUUUCUUCUCAAAAUCAUUGAAGUGAUGCAAUCAUACUUUGGCAAAAUCUCAGAAGAAAACAUCAAGAACAACUUUGUUUUAAUAUAUGAGCUUUUAGAUGAAAUUUUGGACUUUGGUUACCCUCAAAACACUGACACAGGUGUUUUGAAAACGUUCAUCACCCAGCAGGGUAUCAAAUCAGCCACUAAAGAAGAACAAGCACAAAUUACAUCGCAAGUGACAGGACAAAUAGGCUGGAGACGAGAAGGAAUCAAGUAUCGUAGAAAUGAGCUGUUCUUGGAUGUUUUGGAGUAUGUCAACUUGUUAAUGUCUCCUCAAGGUCAGGUGCUAUCUGCUCAUGUAGCAGGCAAGGUAGUUAUGAAAUCAUAUCUGUCUGGCAUGCCUGAAUGUAAAUUUGGUAUCAAUGAUAAGAUCGUUAUGGAAGCUAAAGGCAAAGGUAGUCUUGGAACAACCACGGAUUCAGAUCCGGCUAGAUCUGGAAAACCAGUUGUUGUUAUUGAUGAUUGUCAGUUUCAUCAAUGUGUUAAAUUAAGUAAAUUUGAAACAGAACAUUCCAUUAGCUUUAUUCCUCCAGAUGGAGAAUUUGAACUUAUGAGAUAUAGAACCACCAAAGACAUAUCUCUUCCUUUCCGUGUUAUACCAUUGGUUCGCGAGGUCGGGCGCACCAAAAUGGAAGUUAAAGUUGUUCUGAAAAGUAACUUUAAGCCAUCUCUGCUUGGACAGAAAAUUGAAGUUAAGAUUCCCACUCCCCUAAAUACUUCCGGAGUCCAACUGAUUUGUUUGAAAGGAAAGGCGAAAUAUAAAGCAUCAGAGAAUGCCAUUGUAUGGAAAAUAAAGCGAAUGGCGGGCAUGAAAGAAACUCAGCUAUCUGCAGAAAUAGAACUUCUCGAAACUGAUACCAAAAAGAAAUGGACGCGCCCACCAAUUUCGAUGAACUUCGAAGUUCCGUUUGCUCCUUCUGGCUUUAAAGUACGUUAUUUGAAAGUAUUCGAGCCUAAGCUGAACUACUCCGAUCACGAUGUUAUAAAAUGGGUCAGGUAUAUCGGUAGGAGUGGACUGUACGAGACCAGAUGUUAGAAUUUUUCUCCAGGAUACAUAUUUGUGGAUAUAUCUAUAUAUUAAACUGAAAUGAUCGGGUUUGGGACAGUAUUACAAGUGAUCUGAACGUGCUAAGUUUUUUCUGAGGAAUAUGUUACGAAUUUUUCGCAGAAGUAUGAAUUUUAUAUUGAUUAAUUUUACCAUUGUAUAGUUUUCUUAUUAUAACGUAUAUCUUGAAGUUGUUCCUAAUUCCGACAAUUUCAGUUUUAUCAAGUGUUAAACGAUUCUCUUU